Messenger RNA from Penicillium mononematosum, 3075 nucleotides. RefSeq names its product non-ribosomal peptide synthetase. The transcript has a single exon. NCBI's taxonomy places the organism in Eukaryota, Fungi, Ascomycota, Eurotiomycetes, Eurotiales, Aspergillaceae. The record is from RefSeq and is a predicted model, not a curated record. Gene Ontology annotation, molecular function: phosphopantetheine binding. Bases 1 to 3075 code for a protein of 1024 amino acids.
AUGCCUUCUGAAGUUCUAUCUUAUCCGGAAGAAUACGACCUGGUAGUACACCAGGGCCGUGGUCUUGGUCAGCUCUUCGAGACCAAAGCGAGGCAAUCACUCGAUUCUGUGGCGGUGAUUGACGGCGAAAUUACGCUCACCUACGAAGAAUUGCACCUCCAAGCUCUGCAAAUCUCCCAGGAACUAUUCAAAGACAACCUGCAGAUUGAAGAGCCUGUCGGGAUACUUGUGCAGCAUGGCUGGGCAGAUGUUGUGGCUCAGAUGGCAAUCAUCUACGCUGGAGGAAGUUGCGCACCGAUGGACCCAGCAUUACCAGACGUGCAAAUCGAGGGUCGCCUAGAGAAACUUGGAGCCCGUUACAUAUUGGUUGACCGGGCGAACAUGAGCCGAGGGAUUCAUUUUCAGCAAAUCAUUUUGGACGAUUAUCCAAUUUGGACACCCCAAGAUGCCUGGGAAGCAGAAAAAGACCUCCCGGUCAUCACCUCACUCGAACAUCGAACACAUUUGAUUCACACAUCGGGCACAACAAGCGAGCCAAAGGCGGUCCAGAUUGCUGCUCGCUCAAUCUUACAAGUUGUAUAUCAUGCACCAUUUGAGCCCAUCGAUUCUACGGAUACUGUUGCUCAUGUGAAUAACACGAGUUUCGAUGUGUCGCUGUUUGACAUAUGGGUGCCUCUCUUGCGUGGAGCCCGGAUUGCUGUCUUGAGCAAGGUCAUCUUACUGGACCUUCCAGCAAUGGCAGCGGCAAUCAAGGAGAAUGAUAUUACAAUCAUGGCCACGACAACCGCCCUCUUGAACCUCGCGGCCUCGACCUUUCCGCGUGCGUUUUCACAGCUGAAGAUAUGUUUCAUUGGAGGUGAAGCUGCGAACGUGACUGCUAUUGAGAAGAUCAUGCAGCAAGGUCCGCCGCAAAACCUAAUCAAUGCGUACGGGCCAACAGAAUGCUGCAUCUUUUGCCUCGCCCAUAAAGUCACACCGGAGGACGUUCAAAGUGGCAGUGUCAGUAUCGGUAAGCCAAUUGGCAAAACUAUUGCUCGCAUCUGUGAUGAAACUGGAGCACCAGUUUCGGAUGGAGAGGAAGGCGAACUAUGGAUUGGCGGAGCUGGCGUGUCUCCUGGAUACGUUAAUCGACCCGAAAAGGAUCAGUCAGCUUUUGUGUACUUGCCGAACGAGAAGAAAGCCCAAAGAUUCUAUCGCACGGGAGACAGAGUCAAGAGGCGCCCUGACGGGGAGAUCGAUUAUGUGGGACGACAGGACCAUCAAGUCAAGGUCCGCGGGUAUCGCAUUGAGCUCGAAGCUGUCGAGACCGCAAUGCUCCAAACUGGACAGUUCUCCGAGGCCGUGGCAUUGAAGGUAGAAGCAGGUGGUGAUGCAGGCUCUAUCCUUGUUGCAUUUGCUGUGGCAACCUCAACUAAGCCUCGUGCAAUGGUCAGUGCCAUUGAUUCACUGAAGAAUACGCUUCCUGACUACAUGGUCCCGCAAAUUGAGUUAAUGUCGAAAAUGCCCCUCAACAGUCACGCAAAGAUUGACCGCAAAUAUCUUGUCAAUUUGUACCGUGAGCGGUGGGCAAGUUCCAACACUCUUUCGACCAAGCAAAUCAACACUGGAAGUACCCUGCAGCAACUGGCAAGCCUUUGGGUCAAUAUACUUGGGCUCUCAUAUCUGCCACAAGAUCCCGACACCGAUUUCUUCAAACUUGGGGCGACAUCCCUCCAAGCAUCGCUUCUCAUCAGCCAAAUUCGAAAGAAUCUGGGAGCAGAUGUCUCACUUCUCACACUCUACGACCACUCCAACCUCGGCGAUCUGGCGUCGACUAUUGAAAAGUCGCAAGACCGCAUCGCCGACACUGUUCGCCAUGAGGAGAAUACCUGGAUCGAAGACACCCAUAUCGCGGAUGACCUUGCUCCCCCAUCAGGACCGGCCAUUGACUGGCGCCGGGAUACAGAAGGUCGUGUGUUUUUCACAGGAGGCACUGGCUUUGUGGGUGCGUUUCUUCUGGCCGACCUCCUUCGCACUCACGAGGUUCAUCAAGUGGGAUGCUUGGUGCGUGCUGCAAAUCCGACGAUAGGUCUCGAGCGUAUCAAACGAGCAAUGGGAAAAUACGGCCAGUGGGAGGAACGCUUCGUUGAUAAAUUGCUGGUCCUCUGUGGGAUAUUGGAAGAUGUUUACCUGGGUCUCGGCUAUGAGCGUUUCCACGAAAUUGCGAGCUGGUCGAGUGUUAUUUUCCACCUGGGCGCCCGAGUCAACUACACUCAGCCAUACUCUCUUCAUCGCCCUGCCAACGUCAUUGGUACGAGAAAUAUUCUGCGCCUCGCAUGUGCGGGGGGUCGCACCAAAGCAGUCCACUAUGUCUCCAGCAUCUCCUGCUUUGGCCCAACUGGAUUCGUGACGGGAACUAAAUUGAUCACUGAGGAUGAGCCCCUUCUCAAGCAUGUCAAGGCACUCGCCUAUGACCACGGGUACGCCCAAUCUCAAUGGGUCGCCGAAACCUUGCUGAGGCGUGUGAUGGACCGCAAUUUCCCCGUUGCCAUCUACCGCCCCGGUUUCAUCACUGGUCACAGUAAAACUGGAGCCUGCAAUCCGGAUGACUUUUUCAGUCGCCUGAUUCAUUCUUGUGCUGAAAUGGGGUGUUACCCUCUGCUCCCAAAUCAAAGGAAGGAAUUUGUUCCGGUUGACUAUGUCAAUGCUACGAUUCUACACAUCGCCUCGUCCGCAUCGUCUUCACUGGGUCACGCCUACCAUAUCGUUCCGCCUAGUCGCAACUCGUCGAUCGACAUGAAUGAGACAAUGGACCUCGUUGGAUCUGCAUCUGGAACUACCAUCAAAGGGAUUCCUUAUCAAGAAUGGAUAGACAUCCUAGCUGAGAAAUCCCCCGCCAGACUGCAGCCGCUUCAGCCCAUGCUCGCUGAAAAAGCGCACGAGGGGUUGACCAGGUGGGAACUAUACGAGAAUAUGCCCGUGUAUGACACCACAAACACAGAUCGUAUGUUGGAUACUUUAGAAGGCGGUCUUGAGUUUCCGGUCCUCGAUCGAGGACUCAUGGACAAGUAUGUGUCAUACCUCUCGGGCUUUUAG